Stegastes partitus (bicolor damselfish) is the source of this 3328-nucleotide messenger RNA. It is a transcript of the gene map2k2b, whose product is annotated as mitogen-activated protein kinase kinase 2b. Gene Ontology annotation, molecular function: protein kinase activity; ATP binding. The transcript is spliced from 11 exons. The record is from RefSeq and is a predicted model, not a curated record. NCBI's taxonomy places the organism in Eukaryota, Metazoa, Chordata, Actinopteri, Pomacentridae. The coding region runs from base 833 to 2020 and encodes 395 amino acids. Gene Ontology annotation, biological process: protein phosphorylation.
GCUGCUGGGUUCCUGGCAGCGCCGCGCCCCCGUCUCCUCUUCUGCCGCUGUACUUACUGAUACUGGGACCCGGUGUCCGUCUGCGGCAACCCCGCACCUGCCAGCGGAAAGGAGAGGCAGGGAAAAGCAGCGCAUUAAGCUGCCGUUUCUAAUUUAAACGAGCGGGUGGGGAAACAGCACAGGAAGUAACGGGAAAUAGUCUCUUGCUACCAGUUAGCGUUAAAUGUGCUACUAUCACGCAACAGCUAGCAGAUGAAGUUAGCCAGCUAGCUAACGUGGGGCGCUGCUAGUUAUGGCUCUAGUUUUGAAAAUAUUCUGUUUGCCGUUACGUUGUAGUUAGUUUGGCGUAGAUGUAGCGAAUAUUUACUUGGUUAGCCUCAGUGCACUGACCAUAAUGCUAGUUAUCGUACUAAUCAAUUUAAGUAAGUAGCUGUUACGUCUAAUCAUCUAAAACAACUAACUCAGCUAACGUCAGCAAACUAGCUAAGGUUUGGUGUUGUACUACCUUAUUUGUGUUUAUAAUUGGAUGUUUUGAACUUUGUGUUGUGACUGUGAGUGAGAUAAUUAGGAUUCAAGCAGAUUCAGAGGCCAAGUCCGUGUUGAAUGAAUGUUCUGUUACAUUUACACGUGGGGACUGUUCUAACAUUUAGCUUAACUGACAGGAAAGGGGACGUUCACCCUUUCUAAGUUAGUGUAGUUAGUGUCUGCAGGAUAAGUGUUGUCUCCCUAUUUAACCUCUCAAAGUUGCAUGUGGUAAGCACAAACAACAGGAGCAGAUAGCAGGAGAGCAGUGUCUCCUAAUCCCAGCUCAAGAGUUUAUUCACAAGUAAGCAUGGCUCCGAAGAAGAGACCAGGUCCCCUAACUAUUACUCCCACUGGCGAUGGAUUAUCCCCCUCCACCAACACAGAAGUUACGUCUGAGGCCAGUUUAGAAGCACUUAAGAAAAUAUUAGAGGAGCUGGACCUGGAUGAGCAACAGAAGAAAAGAUUAGAAGCUUUUCUCACCCAGAAGGCCAAGGUUGGCGAGUUGAAAGACGAUGACUUCCAUCGUGUCUGUGAGCUGGGUGCAGGCAAUGGAGGAGUAGUCAACAAGGAGUGCCACAAACCUUCAGGCAUAAUCAUGGCCAGAAAGCUUAUUCACCUAGAAAUCAAGCCUGCAAUCAGAAACCAGAUCAUCAGAGAGCUGCAGGUGCUGCAUGAGUGUAACUCUCCCUACAUUGUGGGGUUCUAUGGAGCGUUUUACAGCGAUGGAGAGAUCAGCAUCUGCAUGGAACACAUGGAUGGUGGAUCUCUGGACCAGGUGCUGAAAGAAGCAAGGAGGGUCCCUGAAGAGAUUCUCGGAAAAGUCAGCAUCGCUGUUUUGAGAGGCCUUGCCUAUCUACGAGAAAAACACCAAAUCAUGCAUAGAGAUGUGAAGCCCUCAAACAUACUGGUGAAUUCCCGGGGUGAGAUCAAACUGUGUGACUUCGGUGUGAGUGGGCAGCUCAUAGACUCGAUGGCAAAUUCCUUUGUUGGGACAAGAUCAUACAUGUCGCCUGAGAGAUUGCAGGGAACCCACUAUUCUGUGCAGUCAGAUGUGUGGAGUAUGGGCUUGUCCCUAGUAGAGCUGUCGAUCGGACGCUACCCCAUCCCUCCUCCAGAUGCAAAAGAAUUGGAGGCCAUAUUUGGACGACCCAUCUUGGAUGACACAGAGGGAGAGACACACAGCACUUCACCUAGACCCAGACCGCCGGGUAGACCUGUCAGCGGUCAUGGUCCUGUAAUGGCCAUCUUUGAGCUGCUAGACUACAUAGUCAAUGAGCCUCCACCUAAACUACCCCAUGGCAUAUUCACCUGCGAUUUUCAAGAUUUUGUUACAAAGUGUCUCAUCAAAAAUCCAGCAGACAGGGCUGACUUGAAAAUGCUGAUGAACCAUACGUUUAUCAAGCGGUCUGAGGCGGAGGAGGUGGACUUUGCUGGCUGGCUUUGUAGAACAAUGGGGCUGAACCAACCCAGCACUCCCACACGCACUGCAGACUGAAAGCACGGUCUACUCAUGCACACAGUAUGUAAAAACAUGAAGAAGCUGCUGCCUAAAACCAUACACUCAGAUAUACUGUAAACAACCACUUCUUCCCUCACUGAACCUCUAAAGGCUCCAUCUUUAAAAUCUGCUCUGUUGUGUAUUUUUUUAGCCAGCAGAUCACAAUCUAGGAAAGAUUCUCUAUUUACACUUGGCAUUCUUUGUGGAAAGUCAGUACAUUGGGGUUUUGUUUAAUCAUAAUGUUUUCUUCUUAAAUCAAUUGCAUCAUAAGUCCUCUAAAUGUUUGUUGGCAGUGUGGACAACAGAAAUCAUUACUAAUUUGUGGUAAGUUUAGAUCAGGAUUUUGGGCCAUUACAUCACUGACCUACUCUUGGCCACUGCUGCACUAUUUUUUGUAGCUGUUUAAAAAUCCAGUAGAUUUUUUUUUGUUGUUCUUCUCAGCCCACCAUCCUGCAAUGAUGCUGCACAUACUGUGUAAAACUGUAAAAGAAAUCCUUAAAAGAAAAUCAGACUUAUUGAAUAUUUGUGACAUGUCUUUUUUUUUUUUUUCCAUUUCUGCUUUUCAGUUUUCUUGUCUGAGUUUCUCUGAAGUGCUCUGAGGCUUACAAGUUCAAGUGUGUCAAUCUCAGUUAUUAUAAUCAUAGUCAGACAUCUGUAUGCGUCCACAGAUUAAUACAUAUAUGAAUUUGUUUUUAUAUCUGUUAUGCAAAAACACUGAGAAAUGUGAGAAUGAACUUAUUUUACUGAACAGGUUGGGUUAUGUCUGUCUGUGUGGAAAGGAAAUGCUUGUGUCUAGAAGGUUUCCUGCAUUUGACUAAUUUUUAGCAAUUCCGAGAUGUCUUGAGGUGAAGCACAAUGUUCAAAGCAUUCAAGCAUGAACCUCAUGUCAAAGCCAAAAAUAAUUGUAAAAGAUUAAACCCUUGAAUACACUCACUGCUUCCUCUGUAUCUUAGAGUUGUUUCUUGAUUGCUUCAAACAGCACCAUCAUUUUAUUAUGGUUUUAUUAGCAUCAGAUCAGCUAUGUGGAGGUAGAGGCUGCCUUUGGGAAUCCCAGAAAUUCACUCCUGGACAUUAUCUGCUAUAACAAGACCACUUUGAUCUGUUGAGCAAGCUGCAUUGCGGCUCGCUGAACAGUGUCAGCUGAAACAAAUGGUCAGUUUUUUGUAUACGCUGUAAUGGAAACAACAGGACACGGAUUUACCAUGUGCGUCCUGUGUUGGGGCAUUUUGCUCCUUUGUUUCAUCUUUUUGUGUACUUCCUCCUGUCAGUAUUGGUUUAAAGAUAUAAAUGUUUUAUAUGGUAAAA